Sphaeramia orbicularis (orbiculate cardinalfish) is the source of this 1210-nucleotide messenger RNA. RefSeq lists its product as uncharacterized. The transcript is spliced from 5 exons. The record is from RefSeq and is a predicted model, not a curated record. Lineage: Eukaryota; Metazoa; Chordata; Actinopteri; Kurtiformes; Apogonidae. Bases 193 to 900 code for a protein of 235 amino acids.
GCUCUGUCAUGGUUUAGAGAGGGCGUCAGUUCGCCUUUACAGACUCAUAUACGCUGUGGCAUGUUUGCUGAGACUAGAGUUAGAUCCUGACUUCCUGCGGCGCAUGUGGACUGUCACUUUACCCGGGACUGAAGGGACAAUAAAAAAGACGCACAGAGCUGAUCUCCGCGUCUCUACCUGAUUAUCCAUAAGAUGAGAUCCUGCGUGUCAAGGCUGAUGAUUUCAGGAAGACUUCUAAAGGGAACACUAACAGUUUACACGGAGGAAAUGUCCACAGCUGCAAGUCCAACUACUCCCUCCUCACAGCUGACAUCGGAUCAGCUCACAAUGGUGGCUGCGUCUUUUUCCUCACUGGUGUUUUUUGUGGUCAUUGUGGUCCUGCUGUCUAUUAUUUACCGCAAAGAUCCCCAGUGCUGCAAACUCCGCUCCUAUCAGAGUUCACAUUCAGAUAUGGUUGCUCCUCCUCGGUACUACAGCAGCAGACAGUCACUGGUGGGAUCUCCUUGUGUGGAGCAGACUCAGAUCAUGGAUAACAACAACAUUCAGCAGGCUGGUCAGCUGUUUUACGUCGGCCUGCCCUCCAGCUACAGUUUGCCCACACUGGAAGCCCCCCUGCCGCGACUCCCCUCCUAUGAGAGUGUCCGAAAGAAGGACCGCCAGAGGCAGAUCCACAUGAUGAUUGCAGACCGCUUUGGCCUCAAUGGACCCAUUGUGACUGAGCCUCCUCCGACAUAUGAAGAAAGUAUCCGCCAGUCGAUGGAGCUACCGUACAACAUCCUUUCACCCAGUUUGGACUUCUCACCUUCUCAAACUUUCUACACAAACACAAGACAAACCAUUCAAACGGACUCAUCUUAUCCACUCAACACCGACACCGUCAGUAGUGUUCUACCUGUGUGAUCAAGUUUUCAUACCGCAAGGAACUUUACAAAGAAAAACUGAUAACUUCCAUGCAGAUGAAGCUUCGAUUUUGAUCGAGAUUGUACUGCUGUAAUGGUUGACUGAGAUACCUCAGUUUUGUUAAGAGACAAAUCAACGAGCUGAGGAAGAACCAAAGAGGAGCUGCACGUCUUUCCAGUCUGGAUGGAUGUAUCUGGUGACAUGUGAGAAAACAACACUGAAUGUUUUAUACAAUAUAAUCUGAGGUGGCUGGUACAUCUUGAAGUGGACCAUGUGAUUCUUGUUGACCUUCGACAGGACUGCUUUUUUU